This is a messenger RNA of Besnoitia besnoiti, 624 nucleotides long. RefSeq lists its product as uncharacterized. The record is from RefSeq and is a predicted model, not a curated record. Bases 1 to 624 code for a protein of 207 amino acids. The transcript has 2 exons. NCBI's taxonomy places the organism in Eukaryota, Apicomplexa, Conoidasida, Eucoccidiorida, Sarcocystidae.
AUGCGGCGCUGUAGGGUUGUGUGGGGGGGCAGCAACCCGCAGAGCAGCCCCGUGUUUGGGCUUCCGCCUGUGUCGCCUGCCGUUUCUCCUCUCCCGAAACUGCAUGGCUGGUGCGACGGCUCCGGCGAAGCUGAGCUGCCUCGUGAGGUGCUCGAGGGGCUGCGGCCCUGGCGCGCCGUCGCCUCGUUCCGCCUGUCUCCGCCUCCCCGCGCGGGCUUCGCAGGCGGCUGGGAGCGUGGGGAAGAAGAAGUCCGAACGCGAACCUCGAGCUGCGCGGAAACUCUGCAGGAGGAGCCUUUUACCGCGAACCAGGAACGCGCAGGCUCAGCGCUGCCUGAGGAGUCAAGUGAGGCCUUCGCUCACGCCGCCACUGCGGACGCAGGCAAGGCGAAUAGUUGUUUAGCGGCGAUUAGUAUGGCAUCACGGUGGAACCGGCAAGUAGCCGUCUUCUGGUGCUGCACGCCUGAGGCAGCGCGGGCCUUCGCUCCGUCGUCUCGUGUCACUUCCUCCUCUUGCUUCCGGCUGAAAACGAACGCGACGCCUCUGAGCGUGACCGCAGGCUUCACGUUUGAGUCUGCCGGCGCGGUAUGCGACAUCUCGGCGGCGGGUACGCCGAAAUCCUGA